This is a messenger RNA of Oppiella nova, 798 nucleotides long. NCBI's taxonomy places the organism in Eukaryota, Metazoa, Arthropoda, Arachnida, Sarcoptiformes, Oppiidae. The record is from the annotation of a GenBank genome assembly.
GUGAAAUUCACAGUCAAUACGAAACAUGUGUUUCAAAAAGCCAUUGAUUUGAGUGUUCAUUGAAUUUAAAUAUUGUUUUCAAUUGAAAUGAAACUAAUUUUAUUCAAUAAGACACCGAGAAGUGGGACGACGGCUGGAUGUGUUUGAGUGAUAUCUUCCAUACAUAACCUAACUAUCAGUGAAUCCAAUGUUUUCCUUAUUGUAUGGAUUGUGGAAAUAUCUGUUCCAGAAGGAGGAGUACUUUGCGUUGAUCUUAGGCUUAGACAACGCCGGGAAGACCACGUUUCUGGAGCAGUCUAAGACACAACUCAACCAUCAGUACAAAGGGGUGGCACUCAAUAAGAUCACCGCAACAGUUGGUCUCAACAUCGGUCGCAUUCACACCAAUGGUAUUGUACUUAACUUCUGGGAUUUGGGCGGACAGACGGAACUGCAGACACUAUGGGAUAAGUAUUUCGCCGAAUCUCAUGCAAUCAUUUAUGUGAUCGACUCUUCAGACAAAGAGAGACUCGAAGACUCGAAACUAGCUUUUGACAAAAUGAUUACAAAUGAAGCCCUGAAUGGUGUGCCACUACUACUAGUGGCCAACAAACAGGACAUUCCCGAAUCGUUAUCAUUGUCCAGAAUUAAAGACAUAUUCAUAAACUCAAAUCAAGUGAUUGGUCCGCGAGAUUACCACUCUGUGUCCGCCUCUGCUCUUAAAGGUGAUGGUGUGAAUGAGAGCAUCGCGUGGACGGUGGGGGCCAUCAAACGCAAUGUCCACAACAGACCGCCACAUAAUAGCGAGGAUUAAGUUUU